Molecule: messenger RNA, 2719 nt
Organism: Xenia sp. Carnegie-2017
Lineage: Eukaryota; Metazoa; Cnidaria; Anthozoa; Malacalcyonacea; Xeniidae
Product: H(+)/Cl(-) exchange transporter 7-like
Exons: 21
Coding region: 129-2468 (779 amino acids)
Biological process (GO): chloride transport; transmembrane transport
Cellular component (GO): intracellular membrane-bounded organelle; lysosomal membrane
Molecular function (GO): voltage-gated chloride channel activity
Source: RefSeq, a predicted model, not a curated record
UGGUCAUUAACAAGGAAACAUGACUAUCAUCACCUCGUGAUUUUUAUAGCUCUUGUGUGGUUCUGUUCCUUGUAUUGUCUUACUUCCCUGAAGGAGUGUAAGCAACUGUAUGAUUACUAUGGUUUCUCAUGUCUGUUAAUAAUGACAGAAUGCUAAACGACAUGACUAGCGAAAAGACAUCGUUAUUACGUUCUGCAAGAGAGGUUUCCUCAUACUCAGGUUCAUUGGGGUCAUCAAAUUUGAGCAAUGCACGGCAAAGGAUCAAGCCUGGCAGAUUACAAACAGUAUUUUCAAAAUAUGAGAGUCUUGAUUAUGAAGUGCCAGAAAAUGAGCUGUACAUCGAAGAGUAUAGGGCUAGCACAUCAAGUCAACACAUCUAUAUUGGUAUGUCAAGAUGGGUCGUUAUGUUUCUUGUUGGAAUCAUGACAGCUCUUGUUGCUGUUUUUAUUGAUGUCUGUAUCGAGGAGCUGUCUACUUUGAAGUAUAACUAUAUAUACCAAUAUUUUACAAAAUAUAUUGACCAAAGACAAAAGACCAUAAUCCCUUUUUUUCUUUGGAUUGCUAUUGAUGUGCUUAUGGUUGGUUUUGCAUCAGUUCUAGUAUCUUAUUUUGAGCCUGUUGCAGCUGGUAGUGGUAUACCUGUUAUCAAAUGCUUCCUAAAUGGUGUAAAGAUUCCUCAUGUUGUUCGACUUAAGACUUUGGUGGUAAAAGUUGUUGGUGUAAUAUUCUCUGUGGCUGGAGGUUUGGCUGUGGGAAAGGAAGGUCCAAUGAUUCAUUCUGGGGCUGUUCUUGCUGCUGGUAUUUCUCAAGGACGGUCGGUUUUGUUUCGAAAGGACUUCAAGUUAUUUGAGACUUUCAGAACAGACCACGAGAAGCGAGAUUUUGUCUCGGGUGGUGCAGCUGCUGGUGUUUCUGCUGCCUUUGGUGCUCCAGUUGGUGGCGUUCUUUUCAGUUUGGAAGAAGGCGCUAGUUUCUGGAAUCAAUCGUUAACAUGGCGGAUUUUCUUUUCUUCUGUAAUAUCGACAUUUAGCCUUAAUUUGCUUCUUUCCAUUUAUCACGAUCACAGUGGCGAGCUAUCAUAUCCUGGCCUCAUCAAUUUUGGAUCAUUUUCUGACAUUAAGUAUUCAGUUCGCGAAAUUCCUUUUCUGCUUAUUAUGGGUAUUAUUGGUGGUUUUUUGGGCGCCUUAUUCAACUUCAUCAAUCAAAAAUUAACUGUUUUCAGAAUGAGAUAUAUAAGAUCAGCGUGGAAGCGAGUCCUUGAAGCAAUGUUGAUCUCUGCUUUAACUACAUGUGCACUAUUUCAUUUGAUGUAUAAUUUUGAUGUUUGUCAGUCAAAAGGAGUUAGCAACAUCACCAUGCCUUUUCAGUUUUUCUGUAAAGAUGGUGAAUUCAGUGUGAUGGGAACUUUGGUGUUUCGACUACCAGAGCAAUCGAUCAAGAAUCUUUUUCAUACCUCAGAAGUGUAUGAUCUUCAAGUAUUGGCUGCGUUUUUUCCUGUCUACUUCUUACUCGCCACAUGGACUUAUGGAUCAUUUGUACCAAGUGGUUUAUUCGUACCUUGCAUUUUAACUGGUGCGGCUUGGGGGCGAUUAUUUGCCCUUGGUUUAUCAAAAUUUCUUCCCGAGCCGUUUGUGGCCAACACGUGCUUGUAUGCUGUAGUCGGUUCUGCUGCCUUUCUUGGUGGUGUUGUGCGCAUGACCAUUAGUCUCACAGUAAUUUUAAUGGAAGCGACAAGGAAUAUUACAUAUGGUCUGCCGAUGAUGUUGGUUAUAAUGGUUGCAAAGUGGAUUGGAGAUUUAUUUAACGAGGGAUUGUACGAUAUUCACAUUCGUUUGAGUCGUGUUCCUAUCUUGGGAUGGGACCCUCCACAAAUGGUGGAAGGUUUAAAUGCAAGAAAUAUUAUGAACAAACCAGUUUGCUGCAUGAACUUAAUCGAAAAUGUUGGUAACGUAAUUGAGUUGCUCAAGACGACUACAUAUAACGGCUUUCCUGUCAUUGAUCCUAUAUCUGAGGAUGAGGAAAGAAGUGAUAAAAAAUUUGGUACAUAUCGUGGUUUGAUUCUUCGGUCUCAACUCAUCGUGCUGCUUAAACAUAAAGUUUUCUUUGAACGAGGGAAAAGACCGACCAAACAUCAGUUGAAGAUGAAAGAUUUUCGAGAUGCAUAUCCCAGAUUUCAACCUGUCAGGACUAUACGUAUAUCUCCUCUUGAACGAGAAUGCUCACUAGACCUUCAACCUUUCAUGAAUGUAAUGCCUUACACUGUACACGAGGAAUCGUCGAUAUCACGUGUCUUUCAUUUAUUUCGUGCCAUUGGAUUACGUCAUCUUGUGGUUGUUGAUCAUCAUAAUCAAGUUGUGGGUAUCGUUACGCGUAAAGAUUUAGCUCGUUAUCGACAAUGGAGUCACAUGGGAAAAACUCGUCUGGAGAAAAUCCACGUCUUGGAUGAUAGCGCUUCUGAAGAUGAAUAAGACGACGUUGAAUAUCGUGGGAUAUUUACCAGCAGGGAAUAACUGACCGUAUUAACCGGUGAAUUAAACAAUAGCGUCGUUCGAACGUAAGAAAGACGGUGGAUCAAGUAUGUUUUUAUGAUUUUAUUCUGCACUUUAUGAUUUCAUCAAUUAUUUGACCAAUUUUAUGAUUAGCUUUUGCAAGAACUUUUAGGAAAAUGAUAUUUUAUUAGCACGUCAAAUUUAAUAAAUGGGGAAUAUUUUUUCAAUAA